Molecule: messenger RNA, 597 nt
Organism: Rotaria socialis
Lineage: Eukaryota; Metazoa; Rotifera; Eurotatoria; Philodinida; Philodinidae
Source: the annotation of a GenBank genome assembly
AUGACUAGUGACGUUGAUUUAGUUCGCAAAAAAUUAGUUGUUGUCGGCAAUGGUAAUGUUGGCAAAACAUCUUUACUUUAUGCAUUUAAAGAUAAUCGAUUUUGUCAAGAUUAUGUACCGACUUUAUUUGAAGGAAAUACUCAUGUCAUCGAUGUUGAUAAUAAACGUAUUGAAUUAUUAUUAAUCGAUACAGCUGGACAAGAAGAAUAUGCCAGACUUCGUGUACUUGGCUAUCCCAAUACUCAAGUUGUUUUAAUUUGUUUCGCUUUUGAUUCACCCGAUAGUCUCACAUGUGUAUUGGACAAAUGGGGACCUGAAGUAAAACAUUAUUGCCACAAUGUUCCUAUACUUUUAAUUGCGAACAAACGUGAUCUACGUGAUGAUCCGACUGUACAUGAACGCAUUAAAUCUCAAAAUCAAAAAAUCAUAACAACUGAAGAUGCUCUUCUGUGUGCCAAACGAAUCGGCGCACGAAACUAUCUUGAAUGUUCAGCAAAGACACGUGAAGGUGUGCGAGAAGUAUUCGAAUACGCAGCUAAAGUAGCAUUAGAUAGACAUUCACACGACAAAUGUUUUUGUAAUUGCACUUUAUUAUAA